Molecule: messenger RNA, 1797 nt
Organism: Drosophila innubila
Lineage: Eukaryota; Metazoa; Arthropoda; Insecta; Diptera; Drosophilidae
Product: esterase B1-like
Exons: 3
Coding region: 63-1763 (566 amino acids)
Source: RefSeq, a predicted model, not a curated record
ACUGGUAAAAGUGGAAGUGUUGAUUCACGAACAUUUAAUAUUAUUUUAUACCAAUUAAAACAAUGAGCAUGGAAGUUGAUAUGGGUCUUGUGGAUAUGUUGAAGCUGGCUUGCAAGUUUCUUGGCCACAAGAUAGUGCAGUACAAUCUGGGCACAAAGGAGAAGAUUCUUCUCAGCACGAAGUAUGGUCUGGUGCUUGGAAUGCAACGUAGGACACUCUACAAUGAGCAGUUCUACUGCGCCUUCGAAGGAAUCCCUUUCGCCAAACCACCGUUAGGGGAACUGCGUUUCCGUGCCCCGCAACCACCAGAAUCUUGGAAGGGUAUCAGGGACUGCACAUAUCCGCGCUCCAAGCCUGUGCAGAUGCAUUGUGUGCUACGUUAUGCUGAGGGUUCCGAAGACUGUCUUUAUCUUAAUGUGUACACGAAGAAGCUAAAAUCUGAGAAACCAUUGCCGGUAAUGGUUUGGAUUUUUAGCGGGGGAUUUCAGGUUGGUGAGGCCUCAAGGAAUACUCACAGUCCAGAUCACUUUAUGAUAAAGGACGUUGUCUUAAUCACAUUCAACUACAGAAUGGGCGCUUUAGGUUUCCUUAGCCUAUCCGAUCCGGAGUUGAAUGUUCCUGGUAAUGCGGGUCUCAAGGAUCAGGUGUUAGCUCUUCGCUGGAUACACGAAAACAUCUCCAGCUUCAACGGCGAUCCAAACAACAUCACUCUGAUGGGAAUGAGUGCCGGAGCGGCUUCAACGCAGAUUAUGAUGACGACAGAACAGACCCGAGGUCUCUUCCACAAGGCCAUACUUAUGUCGGGAUCGUCGCUGUGUGCCUGGGCCAAUGAGCCCGAUCACCAUUGGUCCCAUCGGUUUGCCUGUCAACUCGGCUACUCAGGCAGCGACAAUGAGAAGGAAGUCUUUCGAUUUCUACAGCGUGCUUCGGCUAAAGAAAUUGCCUGUUGCAAUAACAUAUUGAGUCAGGAGGAAAAGCGGGACUAUAUCCUGUUUCCUUUCGGACCCGUCGUGGAACCAUAUGUCAGCGAUAGUUGUGUUAUUUCCAAACCUCAUGUGGAGACGCUGUCUACCGCCUGGGGCAAUGAAAUACCGGUUAUCAUUGGUGGUACGUCCUUUGAGGGCCUCGCCUUCUAUCAAUAUGUUUUGAGGGAUACAGCACACUUACUGAGCGACUUUGAAUCCUUGAUACCACGAGAGGUGCGUGAUUCUUGCACCUCAGAGGAACUUAAGGAACAUAUAAGACGACUAAAAUUGCACAGGUUUGCAGAUGUCGACAGGGAUCACAUGGAAUUCAAUGAAUGCCUACAACUGCUCUCCAUAAAACACUGCAGCCAUGCCAUACAUCGUACAGCCCUCGCACGUGUGUCAUAUGCCCCGAAAACACCAACCUACCUCUAUCGCUUUGACUUUGAUUCACCUACCUACAAUUUCUUUCGCCUUCUUCUCUGUGGACCCGAUCAGCGAGGUGCAGCGCAUGCAGACGAUCUCUGCUACUUGUUUUACGGUAUUCUGUCAUACAGAUUGAAUCAAUACUCACCGGAAUACCAAACAAUCGAACACCUGGUGGGUUUGUGGACCGCGUUUGCAACUCAUGGAAAUCCCAACUUUGCUCAGACUGCGCCCGUUAAAUGGGAACCCCUGGAGCCUAACGCUCCUCAAAUGUGUCUGAAUAUUGGCAGACUUCUUCAGUUCAUUGAACUACCAGAAGCCAAAGAACUGAAGCUCUGGGAUAGUUUCUAUGAUAAUGUCAAAUUAUACUAAAAAAAACAAAUGUAAUAAGAUUUCGAUGCAUUAA